AUGUUCAGUCGUCUCGGUCAAGUCGCCCGCCAUCUCACUCGACCGUCACUCAACCUCUCUUCCACGCCUACCUUCACCUCGCCCUCUCUGACCCCGCCCCUGCUUCGUACACCAUCCCCCAAAAUGACAUCAUCCGUCCUCCCGAAGAACAAGAGGACCAUUCACACGGCAGCAUGCCUGAUCAUUGGUGACGAGGUUCUUGGUGGAAAGACCAUCGACACGAACUCCGCCUUCUUCGCCAAGUUCUGCUUCUCCCUCGGCAUCCAACUGAAGCGCAUCGAAGUGAUUGCCGACGAUGAGAGCGAAAUCAUUGAGGCAGUGCGACGUAUGAGCGACCGCUAUGACUUCGUCGUCACCAGUGGAGGCAUUGGCCCAACCCACGACGACAUCACCUAUGAAUCGAUAGCCAAGGCCUUUGGUCUGAACCUAAAGCUCCACCAAGCCGCCUUCGAGCGUAUGAAGAAGCUCUCCAAGCCCCAUCCCAUGCAGCCAAAUUUCGACUGGGACACCCCGUCACCUAGUCUGACGGCGAAGCUGCGCAUGGUCGAGAUCCCUCACGACGAGUCUGUGCCUUUGGAGGAACAGGCUGUGUUUGUUGCGGAUGAUAUGUGGGUGCCCAUUGCUAUCGUGAACGGCAACGUCCAUAUCCUUCCUGGUGUUCCUCGUCUCUUCGAACGGCUACUCGAGCAUCUCAAGCCGAACCUGUUGCCUCGCUUGGUCAACCCGGAGGGAAAGGGCAUCUAUCGCUACCUGUUCAGCACACCACUCCCGGAGAGUACGGUCGCCCCCUACCUGACGGAACUUGCUACUCGUGUUGCUUCGAAGAACAUCAAAGUUGGCAGUUACCCCCGGUGGGGUAAUAAGCGCAACACUGUGACUCUGGUCGGCACUGAUAAGGAGUUCAUGGACUCGCUUAUCGCAGAGGUGGAGCAGAAUGUCGAGGGAACCAAGGUAACUCGAGAGGAUGAGCUUGACCCUCCCUCGGACGCUGAGGAGGGCAAAUAA
Molecule: messenger RNA, 1005 nt
Organism: Aspergillus luchuensis
Lineage: Eukaryota; Fungi; Ascomycota; Eurotiomycetes; Eurotiales; Aspergillaceae
Product: flavin adenine dinucleotide pyrophosphatase
Exons: 3
Coding region: 1-1005 (334 amino acids)
Source: RefSeq, a predicted model, not a curated record